CAGGAAUGGAUGGAGGUGCUUUAACUGAUGCAAAUCUCACAGAUUCCUAUUUCAGCACCAGCUUUAUUGGAGUCAAUGGAUUUGCGAGCCCUGUUGAAACAAAGUAUCCCCUGAUGCAGAGAAUGACUAAUAGUAGCAGCUCCCCAAGCCUUCUAAAUGACAGUGCCAAGCCAUAUGCAGGCCAUGAUCCUCUCACUUCACCUGCUUCAUCCUUGUUUAAUGAUUUUGGUGCCCUCAACAUCUCUCAGAGAAGAAAGCCAAGGAAGUUUCGCCUGGGGAUGCUGGAGGAGAGGCUAGUUCCGAUGGGAUCAAAGGCGCGAAAAGCAAAGAACCCUAUUGGCUGCCUUGCUGACAGGUGUAAAUCAGGAGUGCCCAUCAAUAUGGUUUGGUGGAACAGAGUCGCAGAAAACAAUUUACAGACACCAAAUCCUACUGCAAGCGAGUUUAUUCCUAAAGGAGGAUCAACCUCCAGGCUGAGUAACGUGUCCCAGUCAAAUAUGUCUGCCUUCUCUCAAGUUUUCUCUCACCCAUCCAUGGGAAGCCCUGCUACUGCUGGAUUAGCACCAGGAAUGUCAUUGUCUGCUGGGUCUUCCCCUCUCCACUCCCCCAAGAUUACUCCACACACUUCUCCUGCUCCCAGAAGAAGAAGCCACACUCCCAAUCCAGCGAGCUACAUGGUGCCUUCUAGUGCCUCCACUCCUGUCAGUAAUCCUGUGUCUCAGACUCCAUCUUCUGGCCAGGUGAUUCAGAAGGAGACUGUUGGUGGGACGACGUACUUCUAUACAGACACGACUCCAGCACCUUUGACUGGAAUGGUAUUUCCAAACUAUCAUAUUUAUCCUCCAACUGCACCUCAUGUUGCUUACAUGCAACCAAAAGCAAACGCACCUUCCUUCUUCAUGGCUGAUGAACUCCGACAGGAGCUGAUCAACAGACAUUUAAUAACAAUGGCUCAAAUUGAUCAAGCAGAUAUGCCAGCAGUUCCUACGGAAGUUGACAGCUACCACAGCCUAUUCCCUCUAGAACCACUGCCACCUCCCAACCGGAUACAGAAAUCAAGUAAUUUUGGCUAUAUCACAUCUUGCUACAAAGCUGUGAAUAGCAAAGAUGACCUGCCAUAUUGCCUUCGGAGGAUACAUGGUUUUCGUCUUGUUAACACAAAGUGUAUGGUGUUGGUUGAUAUGUGGAAAAAAAUUCAGCACUCAAACAUCGUAACUUUGCGUGAAGUAUUUACCACUAAAGCGUUUGCCGAGCCUUCUCUUGUGUUUGCAUAUGAUUUCCAUGCUGGAGGAGAAACUAUGAUGAGCAGACACUUCAAUGACCCUAAUGCCGAUGCCUAUUUCACCAAGAGAAAGUGGGGUCAGCACGAUGGCCCAUUGCCCAGGCAGCAUGCUGGAUUAUUGCCAGAAUCUCUUAUUUGGGCAUAUAUUGUCCAGCUAAGUUCUGCAUUGCGCACCAUUCAUACAGCAGGUUUGGCAUGUCGAGUUAUGGACCCAACAAAGAUUCUGAUAACUGGCAAAACGAGGUUGCGAGUAAAUUGUGUUGGAGUUUUUGACGUUUUAACAUUUGAUAACAGUCAAAAUAAUAAUCCAUUGGCAUUAAUGGCCCAGUACCAGCAAGCAGAUCUGAUAUCAUUAGGAAAAGUUGUGUUGGCUUUGGCUUGCAACUCUUUGGCAGGAAUUCAGCGAGAGAAUUUACAGAAAGCCAUGGAACUGGUGACAAUCAACUAUUCCUCUGACCUGAAGAAUCUGAUUUUGUAUUUGUUGACUGACCAAAACAGGAUGCGGAGUGUAAAUGACAUCAUGCCUAUGAUUGGUGCUCGAUUUUAUACUCAAUUGGAUGCUGCUCAAAUGAGAAAUGAUGCCAUAGAGGAAGACCUGGCAAAGGAGGUUCAGAAUGGAAGACUGUUUAGGCUUCUAGCAAAAUUGGGAACAAUCAAUGAGAGGCCAGAGUUUCAGAAGGAUCCUACGUGGGCAGAGACUGGGGACCGUUACCUGCUGAAGCUCUUUAGGGAUCAUCUUUUCCAUCAGGUGACAGAAGCGGGUGCUCCUUGGAUCGACCUCAGUCAUAUCAUUUCUUGUCUUAACAAGCUAGAUGCUGGUGUGCCAGAAAAAAUCAGCCUGAUUUCCAGAGAUGAGAAGAGUGUCCUUGUGGUGACAUACAGUGACUUAAAGCGCUGCUUUGAAAAUACUUUCCAAGAACUGAUUGCAGCCGCAAGCGGUCAGUUGUAGUAUUUACUGAAAAGCAUGCAAGACAUGGCUGAGGAUCUCGACCAAUAGCAUAUUGCACUACAGCUGAAAUGUCUUAUCACCUCAUCCACCUCCAGGAAACCAACAGAUGAGCGAAGCUGCAUGCACUUCAGUCAGGUUCACUGUUACUUGAAAGGAAGAAUGUUUCGUCCCCCCAGAGCUGUGACCAUGGCUGGAGGCUGUGUCUGUGAAGAAUUCAUCUGAGAUUAAGGAGCACCAUCGGGUGAAUGUUGUUCCUGCUUUUGUUUUUUCCACUUGUAUAUGCACUAAUUUUAAUUUUUUAAAGACUUUUUUCUGAUCGUUGAACUUUUGCCACAUUACAUACUUACUAAGGGAAGCUGUUUGCAAGGACAUUUUGGGGAAAUGGUGCUGGGUGGCACUUCUGCCACUGUGGGUUGCAGAAUCUACUCUUUCUGGGGUGAGUUGCCCCGAGCAACAGAAUGGACCAGGUAAACAGUUCCACAGACGUGCAGGAUGGUGCACCAUUCUUGCAAGAGGAUUGGACGCCAGCUCUUGGGAUGCCACCCACUGUUAGUUCCGGUGGAGACUUUUGUUUUAUUUUGAAGAACACAAAAAGAGAAAUACCAGUGAAUUGUUGGAUAUGAAUUCCCCUAUUAGUUGAUUUAAAUUCUUUCUAGAAAAAAGAUCGGAUAACAGGAACUGAAGGAGUGUGUAUAGCUCUUCCUUCCAAAUUCAGCCAGAGCCUUUUUUAAAAAAAGGUAUUUGCCUGCUAGCCAGAUACAUUUACAUUUAUGCAAUUUUUUUAAUAGAAAGAAAUUAAGAAAUGGUGUUACAGGCCUGAAGUUGAGGGGUUUCACUUCCGGUUCUUCCCAGUUGCUUGCUUUUGUACAGAGUUCCGCUCUUGAGCCACAGCUUUAUUACGGUCCUUUACACUGGAUGCGCACAGACACUGUCCUCAGGACGCUGCCCUCAGCGGUGGUCUGGUGUCAAGAGCUUUCUGACGUUUGACAGCUGAGUCUGGAGGGAUCAUGAUCUGCUGUGCCUUUGCAGUCACUGCUUAGCCCAAAGUCAUAUAACUUCUGAUAAUAACUCCCUCCAUGGGAUGUUCCUGAGCAAGUCCAUCUCAGAAGUCUGGAAUUUUCCUCCUCUUAACUUUCUUAAUAUUUGGACAUGCAGUUGUCACCAAACUCUUGGGUAUUCAUGGAAUUUCUAGUUAAUGAAAUACCGUUACUUUGAUAUGGAAAGACUGCCAAAUACAUAGGAACUUUCUUUCUUAAACAGUAACGAAGACUCUUUCUCCCCUCCCAGCACUGAAUGUUUUACUAGCACUGGGUGCUCACAUGCAACUAUGAAGAAAAUGUGGAAACUCACAAGGUCAGGACAGACCCCAAGCACUUGCAACUGAUGUUACUGUCUUCAAUUUUAAUAAUUAUACGUAUUUGUAUGUUUCAGAGAAGUUUUUAAUAUUUCUCUGUCCACUUUUUAUAAGCUUUAAAACGAUUUUCUCUGCCUUGAGAUUUGCAUCAAGAAAAAGCACCUCUCUUCACCCAAAAACUUUGGAGACCAGAGACACGCUUCACACCUUUUAACAAGUGUUUAUGAGUCCACGUUCGGUAGCAUCAGUUGUUGAGUUUAAAAGAAAAUCAGUUAUUGCAUUUGAUCUGGAUAUAUUUUUAAAAGAACAUAAUGUUCAAUAUUCAAAGGAUAAUUAACAUUUGCCACCGUAAUGUUCUUUUUCAUGUAAAAGGAACGAGAACUUGGAGACGUGAACAUGCAGAAGUCUUUUAUCAUCAGCUCAUGUAUUUGAGGAAGAGCAGCUGUCUUUUUAUAUGUUUUUUGACAAAUCAUAUUGUAAUUCUUUUGUACAAAAAAAGAACUACUUGUAUUCUAGAAGAAAUAUGAAAUGCUUAAUUUAUAAGCGGGCUGGAGAUUUUUUCCAAUAUUGUUUUCUUUGAAAAUGAAAGGGGAUCAUCUAUUUAGUUUUGGGGUCUGGGAACUUUUUGAAGAUUUCAUUUGUGGACCAAUGUUUUGUGAAAUCUCAAGAGGGGCAGGGGUUAAAAUAGGGCUUGAGUUUCUCCUUCUGUGUAGACCAGCAAACUCCCUCGCGGGCAAGUUUACAUCACACACCCACGAAUGUUCGUGUCCUAAAUGCUAGCUUGCUUCAGCCCCUAGUUAACCUCAGGACUUGGUUUGCAUAUAAAAGGUAGACAGCUGGUGUUUUCAUGAGUGAAUAUUGUCAGCCAGAACACAGUUGGUGUCAGGUAACACAUAUUUUUUUAGCUUUGUUUUAUAUUUAUUUUUCAUUUAGUUUUUAUUGGGAAUGGUUUUCAGAAGAACUCUCAGUUCUGCUUAGGUGUUUUUUGGGGGAGCCCUCUUUUUCAUAGUGUAAUUCCAUUUAAGAGGUUGUCUGAAAGUCUUUUUAAUUCAUAGGAAGAUUUUAAUAUCAGCGAGUACUCAAAUUAAGGCUGUAAACUUCCCAUACCUUCCUGUUAUGACAGAUAAAAGCACAGAAAGGACAACCUUUGAAAUCAUGUCACACUGGUCAUUUCAGUUUUUUGUACCAUUUAACAAUCCUGUUAGUGUAUUUACUUCAUUGUAAAUAUUUUUGAGGGUACCUUUAUAUUUUGCUUUUGACCUUGGUUCUGUGAUUUGGAUGUCAACGACUUCCCUAAAAAGCACCAGUAUGUUAAGUUCUGAUGUCAUGAUCCCAAUACGCGUUAUUCAUCUUUAAUCCUGUUUCAGUCUCUAUGUGUACAGCAGUAUUUUUAAUAAAGAAUACAGAGACACAUUA
Carlito syrichta (Philippine tarsier) is the source of this 5001-nucleotide messenger RNA. RefSeq names its product PAN3 poly(A) specific ribonuclease subunit (gene PAN3). The record is from RefSeq and is a predicted model, not a curated record. Gene Ontology annotation, cellular component: P-body; PAN complex. The transcript is spliced from 18 exons. Gene Ontology annotation, molecular function: poly(A) binding; ATP binding; protein kinase activity. Lineage: Eukaryota; Metazoa; Chordata; Mammalia; Primates; Tarsiidae. The coding region runs from base 6 to 2231 and encodes 741 amino acids. Gene Ontology annotation, biological process: mRNA processing; nuclear-transcribed mRNA poly(A) tail shortening; protein phosphorylation.